Terrapene triunguis (Three-toed box turtle) is the source of this 2063-nucleotide messenger RNA. It is a transcript of the gene NECAB3, whose product is annotated as N-terminal EF-hand calcium binding protein 3. Gene Ontology annotation, cellular component: endoplasmic reticulum; Golgi cis cisterna; cytoplasm. The record is from RefSeq and is a predicted model, not a curated record. Gene Ontology annotation, biological process: regulation of amyloid precursor protein biosynthetic process. Lineage: Eukaryota; Metazoa; Chordata; Testudines; Emydidae. Gene Ontology annotation, molecular function: calcium ion binding. The transcript is spliced from 13 exons. The coding region runs from base 75 to 1154 and encodes 359 amino acids.
CCGGAGACUCCCGGGCGCCUUCCUGCCCAAGGGGACAUCGCCGGCUCCAGCCCCCGCUGGAGCGGCUGGAGGAGAUGCUGGCCUGUGCGGAGAUGCUGGCAAUGUGCCUGCUGUCUGCCAAGCCCGCCCCCCGCCCCUGCGCCGGGCAACCCCCGCAGCCCCGCGGCCAGGGGCUCGCCCUCUUCCACGAUGUUUUUCGACGAGCCAACAAGAACGAUGACGGCAAGCUGUCAUUUGAAGAGUUUAAGAACUAUUUUGCUGAUGGUAUUUUAAGCUCAGAGGAGCUGUGGGAGCUGUUCAGUGGAAUUGACAGGCAUCAUUCAGACAACUUAGAGACGGAGAAGUUGUGUGAUUAUUUCUCGGAACACCUGGGAGAAUACAGGCAUGUGCUUUCUGCUCUGGAAGCACUGAACACUGCUGUCCUGGCUGCCAUGGACAAAACCAAACUGGAGUAUGAGAGUUCCUCCAAGAUGGAGCAGUUUGUGACCCGCUUCCUGCUACGGGAGACCAGGACCCAGCUGCAGACCCUGCAGGCCUCGCUGGAGUGCGCCUCGGACACGAUCGAAGAGCAGGCCGGGUUGGAGAGGAAAGACUUGAAGAAAUCUGAAGUCUUCAUUGGCCCAAGAUCUGGCAGGAGAUGUGGGCGCAGAGCUCAGAAGACCGUCUGCUUGUCUCCAACGGAUCCCUAUUCCGGGAUGCUUACUACAGGGGUUUGUGUCGAAGCUGACAGCCAGUGGGUGGCUCAGAUUAACAGGCUACAGCAGCUCAUUGACAAACUGGAAUGCAAGAGCCCAAGGCUGGAGCCUCUAAAAGAAGAAGUUGUUUGCAAAGGGAGAAACGCUCACAUCCUGGUGGCUCAGAGACAGCUGUCGGUGACAGAGAGCGGCUUAGAGGGAUUCCACCAGGCACUCCAAUCCUACACAGAGGUCACAGCUGGUCAGAGCCGCUGCUUACACGUGUCUUCCCGCAAGCUGACGAGCGAGGCCUGCUUCAUUCUCUAUGAGUUCUGGCAGGACGUGACUUCGUGGAGAAGUCACUUACAGUCCAACUGCAGCAAGACGUUCCAGUGGGCCAUCAUUGACUUGCUGGAGUCUCCAGAGCUUGUGACCACCAUGCUCUUCCCAGCCUCCUGGUGGAUUGUGAAUAAUAAUUGAUCCUCUGCUGCCCUCUCCAAAAAGCAGCCGGCGCGCGGACGGACGAGGAAUCCUCACUCCCAGACCCCUGGCUCUCCCUCCCCAGUGUGUCUGCAGCCUCCCGUCAUUGUCGCUUCUACAGUCCUGUCUGCUCCCUCCUCUGGCUGCACCAGGCUGUCCCUCCUGGGAGUAUUUUAUCCCUCUCCCCUCACAAUGUGACUUUCCACAGUGAUGUCACAUUGCUGCCAGCCAAUCAGCCUUUCCAGUUAUGACGCUCCGCCCCUGAAUGUACCAUCUUCGAAGAAUGCACAACCACGCCCAUGUGAGUGGAUAAAGAAGCGGCUACCAUGAUACUUGAUGUCGGGCUGGCCUGAAGUCCAGUGUCAUGUGAUGACAUGCAGGGGCCAGAACUCACGUUGGCCUGACCCAUGGGGCUGGGAGCGCUGCAGAGACAGCAGUGCUGAGCCUGAUCCACGUUGGGGGGGAACAGAGAAUGGAGGACAAGGGACGUUUAUUGUCCUCUGGCACUCACCUGGUGUUGAAUUCAUGGCAAGGCACUGAGGGACUCUGGAUUGAGCUGUGUCCAGCCACUGCACUAUGGGCCCUUUGGGGGAUGGCAGUGUGGGGAAACAGGGGGAUCUUCUGUGCUCUGAGCGGGGUCAGUGGAGCCAGGCCAUACACAGAUCCUCUGGGGAUCAGCGCGGGACGGCUGGAUCCAAAUCUCUGCAAAGGUCCCACAACACCUCUAGACAAGCCGUGUGCUCCACUCUCCCUGCCUAUGCCCAGCAAUACAGUAGUCAGGGAGAGCAGAGGGUGGGCAGAGUGUGCACCCAUGCCUGCCAGCCACCUCCAUGAGCUCUAAUUUCAGCCUUCCUGGCCCCAGCAUGGCCUCUUUAAGGCUGUGGCUGGCGAUGGACUCAUCUUAGUCUU